AUGUGGGCUUCUGAUCUAUUUAUACGACUUAGAGCGCCACAACUAGUGACCGCUGGCGACGGCUGCAGCCGGGACCACGUUAGAUGGGGGAAGAAUCUAUGCAGCAUUCUUCACUACCUCAUCGAUUCGCCUCUCCUGACCUAUCGUCCAAGAGACGCCGUCUUGAAUGAUGUGUAG
Cordyceps militaris CM01 is the source of this 177-nucleotide messenger RNA. RefSeq lists its product as uncharacterized. The record is from RefSeq and is a predicted model, not a curated record. The transcript has a single exon. Bases 1 to 177 code for a protein of 58 amino acids. NCBI's taxonomy places the organism in Eukaryota, Fungi, Ascomycota, Sordariomycetes, Hypocreales, Cordycipitaceae.